UGACAUAGAGGCCCAGCUGAAUGUCAUCUGUGUUAUUAAUGUAAUUCUAUAUUUUUAAAGGUUUAUCUAUAGUAGAUUUAUUUAUUAGUGACAUUCUAUUCCAGAUAAAUAUUAUUAUCACUGCUCUACAGUUGUAUUGCUAUCAUAAAAAUGUGCCUCAAUGUGCAUUCACAACCAAGUAAAUUAUUUUCACUCUUUGUUUAAUUAGAAAUUGGCAUACUAUUUCGAAAUGUUUGUGAAACCUCAGGAAGUUCUUAUAGCCAAUGCAUUCUGGGAAACCGAGAAAUCUUCCAUUUACUUUGUACUUCAACAUCGAAAAGGUCAUGGAAAUAUCAAAGGGCUAUCAUCACUUCUUGUUGGAACGAUGGACAGUAUUUUUGAUACAAAGCCAGCACCCUACAGAAUAUUACAUCAAACACCGUCUUCUGAAGUAUAUUACUUGGUAGCUGGUGCCAUGACAAGGAAAGAAAUAUUGCAAGAUUGGAAUUGGCUUUUUAGUAACGUGUGCGAAACUCUACAUUCCUUUGAUAGUGAAGAUGAUAUAAUAGAGUUUGUAACAUGUAAAAUAGAGUCUGUUAUUGCCACAAGACAUGAAGCUGAAAUUGAUGAUGAAGAUACUACAUCUUUCAAAGUGAAAUCUCAAAAGUUCCAGAGAUUAUUUGACUUGCCAGCAGAUGAAAAACUUGUGAAUUAUUAUUCAUGCAGUUUCUGGAAAGGAAAAUUACCUCGUCAAGGGUGGCUGUAUCUAUCUCUGAAUCAUUGUUGCUUUCACGCCUUCAUUCUUGGACUCGAUACCAAGGAGUGCAUACGUUGGUCAGAAGUUACCAGUUUAACCAAGAAAAACAGUCUCAUUUUACCUGAUUCCAUACAGAUAUGCACACGAGAAAAAGAGUACAAUUUCAGUAUGUUCUUGAGUCGGAAUGAAACAUUUGCUCUCAUGGAACAACUAGUUGAUAUAGCUAUGAAAAGGCUGAUUGACGAUAAGAAAAGCUACAGUGAGGACAAAGAAUUGCUCAACAAACUAAGUAAAAAUGUUCCAAAGAAAGCUUCCUUCUUGAAACGAGAUUUGGAUGCGAGAGCUCAGUCUGAAGCAUACAGGCUGAUGUUUAGGUUACCCUCUAUAGAAAAAUUAGACGGCUCUAUUGAUUGUACCUUACUUACUCCCUACAAUAAAAAACAUGUCAGUGGAAGAUUGUUCCUGUCACAAAACUACAUAUGCUUUGAAAGUAGGGUAAAAGCUCAGGUUAGCCUUGUGAUACCAUUACGAGAUGUUGGUUUAGUAGAAAAAAUUGAAACAAAUGUCUCAAAUCAAUCAUUGGAUAAAGCUAUUAUUAUUUCAACAGGGGAUGAACUGAACAAAACUAAUUUCAUCUUUGCUCAAAUUCUUGACAGGGAUUUUCUUGUGGAAAAAAUAUCUGAACUGUUAUCGAAAACCCAAGGGUAUAUAAGGCAUGACUUGAACGAAAAGCCUAAUUCAAGUGGAGACGGGCAAAAAUUAAAAGUGGAUAACCAGUGGAGAUGUCAGCAAGCUUUAAUGAAAAUGUUCCCUUUGAGCCCAAUUCCGGAUGUAAAUAGAAAGCAAGUGCACAAGGCGAGGCAAUGGGAGGAACACUUCAACGUAUAUGGCAGAGGUAUUUCUAUGUAUAGAACCACGGAAGUCGCCACGCUUGUUUUGCAAGGAGUACCAGAUCAUUUGAGGAUGGAUAUAUGGAUGUCUUUCUCAGGUGCGGCAAACGAAAAAGCUUCCCAUCCGGGAUAUUACAAAAAUCUUGUAGGGAAAGCUCUCGUUCAACAGUCAACAGCAAAUGAUGAGAUCGAACGAGAUCUUCACCGUUCCCUGCCCGAACAUCCUGCCUUUCAAAGUCCGAUCGGUAUAGAUGCUUUAAGAAGAGUUCUUUGCGCUUAUGCGCUUCAUAAUCCUAGCAUAGGUUACUGUCAAGCAAUGAAUAUUGUUGCAUCCGUCCUUUUGAUAUAUUGCAACGAAGAAGAAGCCUUCUGGCUAUUGGCUACACUGUGUGAAAACCUCUUGCCUGAUUAUUAUAAUACUAGAGUAAUUGGAGCUGUUGUUGAUCAAGGUAUAUUAGAUGAGCUGACACUUGAAUUCUUGCCUAAUUUGCACGAUAAACUAAAUCAGCUAGGUAUGACGAACAUGAUCUCCCUGUCUUGGUUUCUUACAAUUUUUCUAUGUGUAAUGCCUUAUGAAAGUGCUGUAAAUAUUAUGGAUUGCUUUUUUUACGAUGGUGCUAAAGUAAUUUUCCAAGUCGCAUUGAUGUUGUUAGAGUGGAAUCAAGAUAAACUUCUAGAAUGCAGGGACGAAGGAGAAGCUAUGCAACUUCUGGCUGAGUACUUGAUGGGUGUAUUCAAUGAUGAAGGAAGAGGUGCAAUCAGGAACAAAAAUUAUGAGGAACAAAAUAGGAGUAUGUCUGUUCAACUUCUUGUUUACGAAGCAUAUCGGAAGUACGGAUCAAUAACAACAGGACAAAUAGAGAGGCUUAGACUAAAACAUAGGUUAAGAGUUGUUCAAGAUUUGGAAGACACUUGCGAAAGAAACGUCCUGAGAUGUGUCUCAGUAGAUGGUUUUUUCACAACGGAAGAAUUACAGGAUCUCUUAGCUCUAGUCAGGGAAGAAAUUAUAAGGCAACAAAAAUGUGUACCAGAUAAAUAUGAUCCAACAUUCCAACCUUAUGAAGCCUAUAAAGUAGAUUUUGAUUACUUUAAAAUACUAUUUGCUGCCUUAUCGCCAUGGGGAAAAGGAGAAACGGCGGAAUCCUUAGCUGCCAGAAUAUUUAUGCUAAUGGAUCAGAAUAGAGAUAGUUAUCUGAAUUUCCGUGAACUAGUCACUGCUCUAGGGCUCACUUGUACAGCUGAUCCGGCCCAAAGGCUCAAAUUAUUGUAUACCAUUCAUUUACCGCCCAUCUUAGUUAUGUCCGACAUUGAAUCGCCUAUCAAAAAUGAAUGUGGUGCUGAAAUUGCUUCGGAGGCAUCCGAUUUCUUCACGAGUGUAGAGCAGAGUAUGAGCAGCAUUAGUAUAGAGCCUACAUCACCUGUAUCACCGUCGUUUCAAUGGCAAAAAUCAUACGAUUCUCAGAUCUCAACGGACAAUAACAGUGAAGAGUUAAGUUGGGAAGCAAAAAGUAUGACAAAUUUGAGGAAUCUCGUCCAAUCCAAAGAUAACAAAUUCAACCUCAAAUCUGUUCCAAAAAUGUCCCAGGCUCACUUUAUCACGUUGUGGAAAACAGUAUAUGAUAUUUUCCAAACCGAACCUGAUGAUUUGGAAGUAUACCAUACAAUUGCAAAUGUUGGUACCCUGUUGUUAGAACUUGGCGAUGUUGGCAAGCAAUUUUUCAUUGGAAGAGAUGGGUCUGAUGACAGCUUGGUAUCUGCUGCGACGGCUGCGUGCAAUGCGGAAGCUUUAAAAGAAGGGGUAAGGUUAAAAUAAAGUUUUUCAAAGUGC
Leptinotarsa decemlineata (Colorado potato beetle) is the source of this 3454-nucleotide messenger RNA. It is a transcript of the gene Tbc1d8-9, whose product is annotated as TBC1 domain family member 8/9. The record is from RefSeq and is a predicted model, not a curated record. Gene Ontology annotation, molecular function: calcium ion binding. NCBI's taxonomy places the organism in Eukaryota, Metazoa, Arthropoda, Insecta, Coleoptera, Chrysomelidae.